Molecule: messenger RNA, 1463 nt
Organism: Eupeodes corollae
Lineage: Eukaryota; Metazoa; Arthropoda; Insecta; Diptera; Syrphidae
Gene: bnb
Product: protein bangles and beads
Exons: 2
Coding region: 165-929 (254 amino acids)
Source: RefSeq, a predicted model, not a curated record
AAUAUCUUCAAACGGAUUACAAACCUACUACCGAGCACACAGCUUAUACGCGAUCGUGUAUUUCAAAAAAAUAUUUUAAAAAAAAAAGAAUCCUAUAGUGGAACAUUCUGGAGUUAGUUUAUAACGUUCUUUUUAUAGCCUGUAGUUUAAACUUUAUAUACGGAAUGAAUUUCCAAAUUGUAAUACUGCUCUCAGUAGUUGCGUGUGCUCUAGCAUUCCCUGUUCCUGAUGAAGAAGUAUCAGUUCUUCAAAAGGCAGCUGAAAUGGUUAGUGAAGCAGCAACGGAGGCCGAUGAAUUGAUAAAAAAAUCAUCCGAUAGUCUAAGCACAAUGGAAGAGGGGAUAAGUGCCGUCCUAAGUAAUAUAACAGCAACAGCGGACAGUCUCCCGAAACUUGAUAUUGAAUCCAAGCUUACAAAGAUAGCCGACGAAGUAAAAGAAGCUAUAGAAGACGAGCUUCCAGAAGCUCCUAAAUCUUUGCCAAUUAAAGCUAGGGAAGACAUAGAACCUGUUGUACCAGUUGCUGGAGUAAGAGCUGAACCAAAGGAAGGUGUCGAGAUCGGAGAAGCGAAAUCCACAGCUUCAUCACCUGAAGCAGAAGAAACUUCUAAGAAAGAAGAAUCAAAGACGGAUUCAGAUGCCAUUUCGAGCACAGAAUGCACAACACUUGCUUCGGCAGAACAGAAAACCGAUGUCCCAACAACCGAGGCAAAGCCAACUGAAUCAGCAACUAAACCAGAAGCAGCUGGCGAAAAUAAAACAGAUAACACAAUCCCAAAAUCCACAGAAACUCCAAAGCCCAGUUCAGAAGUUAAACCAACUGAAGCGCCUAAAGAGAAGCACGAUCACACUUCUGAAGCAAGCAAAUCUGAUGAAUCAGCCGAAUCGAAAGAAAGCGAGGAAUCAAACGAAAGCAAUAAAUCUAAAUAAAAGCAAGUCCAUGCCUCUGUUAAGGAUGCAUCACAAAUAUAAUUUCCAUUAUUUAAGAAAAAAUAUUUUUUCAACUUCAUAUAGCUUAACACAGCAUACAAACGGAACUAUUCAUUUGAACAAGAAUUUUUUUAACCGAAUUGCAUUAUUUAAUAGGGUAGCUUUUAUUAACUAACCUGUUGUUUUUUCCCUACACAAUUUAUUUAUGUAAAUAAAUAUAAUUUAUGAAGUGCCUUAAUAAUAUUAAUAAUAUCUAAUUAUACUACUUUUUGGGGAUUGUACAACGUUUUGAAAUACAAAUCUACUAAAAAUAUAGUUUUGUGAACAGUUUGUAAUAUAAUAUUUAAUUUAAAUAUUAUAUAUUUAAAAAAAUAGUUAUAAAGCAUUUUAAUAUAAAACUCUUAAAUGAGUUCUUGUUAUGCGUGAGUACGUUAUUGUAAAAAAAAUGAGGAUUGCAAAGGAAUACUACUUUUACUCAACUCUGUAUGUCCUUUAGACUGAAAGAUUUAAAAUAAACGAAAAAUAAAAAUUGUA